Salmo salar (Atlantic salmon) is the source of this 5347-nucleotide messenger RNA. RefSeq lists its product as uncharacterized. NCBI's taxonomy places the organism in Eukaryota, Metazoa, Chordata, Actinopteri, Salmoniformes, Salmonidae. The record is from RefSeq and is a predicted model, not a curated record.
ACAAUUGCCAGCAGCGAAUCCCUGCUCAGAGCUGCGAAGCAGCGUUGCGCAGACAUGCUUGGUAAAGUACGCAGCCAUUUCUCUUCAGCUUGUUGUAAAGUCACAGGUCCGAUAACGCAAAUACUGCGAUAGUGGCUGAUGUUGGGGUUUGUAGGCGAAUUUCUUUAUCUAAAUGAAAGACUAAAACUUUUUCCUUCUCAUAAGCAUUGAGAGAAACAGCCACAUAGGCAGCCUAUUUAGACGUGGUCGAGCGAUUUCAUAACCAAGACAGUGCGCUUGGUAGACGCGGUAAUGUCGUUGAAUAUCACUGUGAAAAGUGAAGACUCCGAGUCCUUUGACGAAGAAGACGAAUCAUCUUCGCUGCUUUCGGGCAAAAGAGCAUCGGAGUCUGCAGCACGUCAUGAUAUUUCUCCGGGAGAAUGCGGUCCAAUAGAAGACCAUGCAGGAUAUUCAACACAGCAUGGGCGGCUAGCAACUAAAACGACCAGCAAACCCAUCGUACUGUAUCCAGUGAGUGCUGACCGUUUCUUUUCCUCUACUUCUGCAGAUGGCAAAACCAUCUUAAAGAUAGCUCCAGCCACAGUCAUGACCCUCCCGACUCCUCGGCCUCCUCCCCAGGUUUCCCCAGAGUUCUCCUACCAGGCCAUCGUGUACCUGAUCGAAGCAGUGGGGCGCCGCUGGAGCCUGUAUGGGACCCGGGAGCGUUCGCAGCUCUUCCAGAGCGUGCAGAAGGAGUUGGAGGAGCAGGGUCACUGUCUCCCCGUUGAGAAGAUCCGCCGCAAGUGGAACAACUUGAUCGUCACCUACAAGAGGGUCAAAUACAGAGGCAGGGAGACCGGCCAGGCCAGAACCUCCUGGGAGUACUUUGAGAUGAUGGAUGCCAUGCUUGGUGACACCAUCGCGCCGAGACCACUAGCAGCCCUACCCUAGUAACCAGCAUCCCUAAGGUGAACGUCGCCACGGAAACCGCCAAAACAGAGCAGAAGCCCCUCCUUCCCCAUGGCAACCUCAUCACUGCAUGCACUCGGACACUCACCCUUGUCCCCUCCUCCCUCCCACUCCACACGCCAGUUCCCUCCACCCUCCCUCUCUACACCUUUGUCAGAUCCCUCCCUCCCCCUACCCCCGUCCGCUCCUCACUCCCUCUCCCCACCCCCUUGGACACGCCCUCUCCCAGGAUAGCCAAUAACACAGACCCUCUACAGCCAAACCCCUCCCCUGCCUCCCAUCACAUCCCCUCCAACCUCAGCCGCGUACACCUCCGCAGAAAGAAGCGCCGUCACUUCUCCUCCAAGGGCUCCUCCAUUACCUCCCUUCUGGCCCAGCAGCAGAAGCGAGUGGAAGAAGGCACCUCCCUGCUGCAGGAGUUCCUGCGGAGGCAGGAGGGGCAGGCCAAGGAGGAGCAGGGGCGUCGCAGCAGGACGGAGGCCCGGGGGAGGAGGCGCGAGAGGAGGGAGGCGCGCAUGGCAGAGUCCCUGGGUAGGAUGGCCACGGCUCUGGAGCUGCUCUCCUCCAAACAGGACACGGUCAUUGCCCUGCUGCAGAGACUGGCUGAGAGAGACAGGAAGUGACAGUCAUCACCCCGGAUUGUCACUAGCUUCUAUAGCCACAAAGCCAUAAUUAUGGCUAAACCCCGCCUAUUUUUACUAUUCAUUUUACAUUUUGAUUGUUAAACCUAACAUGCUAACCUUGUGCCUAACCUUAAAUUAAGGACAAAAACCUCAUGUUUGUUUUCAUGAAUUUUGACUUUGUGGCUAUAUAAUCUAGUGGAAACGCUGCUGCAGAGACUAGCUGAAGUGACACUGUAAUCGCCCUACUGCGGCAGGGUAGCCUAGUGGUUAGAGCGUUGGACUAGUAACCGAAAGGUUGCAAGAUCGAAUCCCCGAGCUGACAAGGUACAAAUCUGUCGUUCUGCCCCUGAACAAGGCGGUUAGCCCACUGUUCCUAGGCCGUCAUUGAAAAUAAGAAUUUGUUCUUAACUGACUUGCCUAGUUAAAUAAAGGUAAAAUUUAAAAAAACUGCAGAGCCUGGCCGAGAGAGACGGGGAGGCUGACUCAGCAUGCGACCGAAGGGGUACUCUUUUCCCUAUAUACUGCACUACUUAUGAGCUAAAACACAGUAAAAAACCCACCUUGUGUCCCAGGUCUAAAUUGGUCCCUGAUUAGAGGGGAAGAAUUAAAAUGAGCAGUGGAACUGGGUUCGAGGUUCAUAUUUGAAUUUGCCUAAUGUAAGGAAAUAGGGUGCCAUUUUGGACGCAGACUCAGAUAAUGUUAAUUGAUUGUGUUGUAGAGUUUACAAUGGAAUAACAAUUUUGAUUGAUUUAAAUGGUUUAUUAAUUAAUGAUUGAUCAUUAUAAUCAAAGUAAUUUACAACAGCAGCAUUUGGUUGCAGCAUUUCUGGUUGGAGAAACCGGUGUGGUGAGUGGAAAGCACAAUUUAGGCCUACACAGAUGGAUAAGGAUGGUGAGACUUGUUCUCACUAGUCUGGCAUCUGGUCCAACCAGUAACUCCCGAAACGCACACGGUAUUCUCAACUGUUUGGUUAUCAGGCAGCAUACAUGAGGCCGAUUCAGACCGAGGCAGAUGCGGACACUCUGAGACAGGCGAACAACCUUGGAGAACAGCACCUGUAGCUACAAUGCAACCAGUACAUCAGUGAUGGAGAGGGAUCUCCUUAGAAGAGGCACCUUCAGUGGUCAACAUGAGAUAGACUGAAGGAACUGAUCCACUCUGAGGGGGUGGGAUAUCAGAUAACCAAAUUCUGGUUUCACCUUUCACUAAGAAAAACAGGUUGCCUCAACUCAUCCAAUGGAGACAGAAACAAUGGGAGGGUGAUUGACUGAACAGUUUUGGUGAUUCAAUAAAAAAAAAAAAUUGUUCAUUAAAAAAAAAACGAUGGGAGAGGGAACAGAGAGAGACGGAUCGUUCUCCAUCCAGGGGAGAAGAAAAUACGAGAAGGACGUAGGAGGAGGGGGUAGAUGCUGGAGCAUCAUGGGACGUCAGUGGGUGUUUGUAAGGGCCAUAUUGGUAGUGGUGAGUCUGGGAGCUCUCUUUCUCUCUCUUGGAGCAUGGUCAGUACUGGGACUGGAAGACAUAGAGGAGGAGAGUCCAGGGGAAGCAGAGUCACUGCCACCAGCAAGACCGCUGGACUACCACCUCUGUGUGGAGCUGGUGUUGAGAACCACAGCCAGAGGGGGUGCCAUCGGGCUACUGAGAGGACUAGCAGCCAUCUCAGUGGUCUGGAUAGCAGAGGUCCUGUCUGGGUCUAAUGGCCUGGUUACAUCGGUGCUCCGCGCCCCCUUCUUGGGGCUUCUGAUAGGGCUGGGGCUGGGUGCUGCAGAUGGGGUGGCCCAGGCAGAGGAGCUCCAAGAGCCUGGGGUGUGGUGGGAGGUUGUGGGUAACGGGAUGAGCGGGGCUGGGGUGGGGGCCAGGGUGGCUGCAGUGAGUGGGGUGGUCAUCGCUGGUUUGAUGAGCAUCAUGACGGUCAGGGCAGUGAAGAAUGUGGCGAAGAGCGGUGAGAUCAGGAUGGCACAGUUCAUUACCGUAUCGGUGGCUGUGGGGGCUGCUAGGAUGGUGCUGUGUUUGGCUCCCGGAUGCAUGGCCACAGGAGCCUUGGUAGUAUCCAUCCUAGGGACCGGGAGGGACCUCCACAACUUGGGGGCCCUAGUCGUGCUGGGGUUGGGGUGGUGUGCAGGGCAAAGGUGGCUCUGUGGUGGUGUGUCAGUUUUCUUGAUGUGGGAUAAAUUGGGGAAACUCUCACCCAGAUAUCUAAUAGGAAGGUUAGUGGGCUUGACUGUAGCUGUGGUUGGAUCCAUGUGCCUGGGGUUCUCUCUGCAGAUGUACUCAGCCCUGGUCAGUGUGUUACUGGGUGCUUCUAUAGCCUUUCUGUCCUGGAGGGGUGGGGAGGCUGUUUGUCAAGUUUUUGCUGAGGUGGUAGAGAGAUUAUUUGUAGCUAUAAGCAUCAAUACAUAUCAUGGACAAGAAGAGAGACUUUUGAAUACCUUUGGAUGGGGAAAGAGGCCUCUCGAUGCUUGAUAUAUUUGUCUUAUUUGUUGGGAUUAAUUACUGUGAUUAGUAGUCUCAAAUGCAUUUAUUUCCCAACAUGAUUUACUUUUCCAAAUGUUAGAAGUUUAGAAUUUGUUGGAUAGGGAUGCAGAAAGUACAUUUUGUAGUGAACUUUAAUAUUUGCAACCACAAAACACAAUAAAACUACAUACCCUUUUCCAGAAAGGAGCACAUUUUAGAAGUUUAGAAUUAAGAAUACAGACAGGUGUAUUAGCUAGCCUGUAGAAUGAACAAGACUAUGAAAACAACAUGAUUUCCACUAGAUAGCACAGCCACAAGGUCAAAAUGGUCUAUCCUAAAAAUGUAUGAAAAUAAAAAUGUGCUUUUUGGUCUUAAUUCAAGGUUAGGGUUAGGCACAAAGUUAAGUGUUGUUAGGCUCCCAGGUGGCGCAGAGGCCUAAGGCACUGCAUCGCAGUGCUAGAGGUGUCACUACAGACCCCGAUUCGAUCCCGGGCUGUAUCACAACCAGCCGUGAUCGGGCGGCACAGAAUUGGCCCAGCGUCGUCCAGGUUAGUGGAAGGUUUGGCCGGGAUAGGCCGUCAUUGUAAUUAAGAAUUUGUUCGUAACUGACUUCGCCCAGUUAAAUAAAGGGGUUAGGUUUAAGAAUCUUUAUUUUAGAAAUAGGCAGGGUUUAUGACGUCUGUGGUAAAUGUGACGACCGGAAAACAUUGUGGGACAAGCGCCAAGCCAGAGAUAUUAGAGAAAAGUAACUCCAAACCACAGGAGAUUGGUGGCACCUUAAUUGGGGAGGACGGGCUUGUGGUAAUGGCUGGAGCGGUAUUAAUGGAAUGGUUUCAUGUGUUUGAUGCCUUUCCAUUUGCUCCAUUACAGAUAUUAUUAUGAGCAGUCCUCCCCUCAGCAGCCUAGUCCACAUUUUUGUUUUAUAACUAACCCAUUAUUCUGUCUGUGGAACUGUAUCUGGAUAAGCCUGAGAUGCGUUUCGUUCGCUUGAACGUUUGCUAUGUUGCGGAACGGUUUGUACUGAACGACACGUUUACCCAAAACGUUCUUGAACCGACUGAGGUACUUUUGCUCCGGUUUGGUGGGUGUGGCUUGAAGUAAUGAGUGUAUUUAAAUGGCAGUGGUACUGUUGACAGCGUUCCCCAACCAAAUACAGUACAGUAUGACAACCCGUCCCCGUUAUUCAACUGGUCAUUCAGUACAGCACCGUUUCCGUUCAAUUGAGUGUUCCAGAACGUAAAAGCCUACUGAACGCAGCCCUACUGUUUCAUUUGUUUGAGUGACAACUGGAAAAGCCAAUAAAAUGAACACGCGGCAUCGCC